This is a messenger RNA of Cylicocyclus nassatus, 1641 nucleotides long. NCBI's taxonomy places the organism in Eukaryota, Metazoa, Nematoda, Chromadorea, Rhabditida, Strongylidae. The record is from the annotation of a GenBank genome assembly.
AUGCUGUCCUACCCACAGUCACGCUUGGGAAUGCCACAAUGCAAUAAUUAUAUAUCCGACUCAGAAAAGCUGUGGUCAACUUUUGUCAAAAUGCUAAUCAUAAUCGCGGCAUUGAUAGCGCAAAAUAUAUCUCCAACUCAAGGAGAAGAAUGCUAUAACAAAACCAUUGAAGACAGUGUGACAGAGUUUCAUAAUGAGUUGAGAAGGGACUUUGCUACCAAAAAUAUAGACUCGAAAUAUGGAGACAUACCAGGCUCAAAAAGUUUGUUCAAACUGAAGUAUGACUGCGGUUUGGCUGCUCUUGCCGGAGCUCUCAUACCCAAAGACUGCAGUAAACAAGCUCGUGACCUCUCUCCAAUGGGAGUGAGCAGUAAUUUCAGAAAGUUCCGCACUGUCAGAGAAAUUGUAGGGGAUGAUAUUAUCGAAUAUUAUAACGUGACCGUCGAAGAAUGGGCUACGAAGAAUAUCGUUCCACUCGAAUCUGAUGUGAUCUACAAGGAUAAAAGCAUGGAAGCUUUUGCUAAUAUGAUAUAUUACAAGUCUAUAGCCUUUGGAUGCACGCACAAGAAUUGCAAAAAUGAUGAUGAUAAUGCUACUUCCUUUGCGAUUGCAUGUGUGUACGGAUUAGCCCCAAAAAUUGGUGAGCCGCUCUAUAUACCAAAUCCGAAACCGAAAAAUAAGAAAGGAUGCACGGCACAUAAGACUUGCAAAGAAGUUGUAUCCGAUGGUAAAUGCAUGACAAAUGAAGAAAAUACCUUAGGACCUCUUUGUGAAUCUAAUAUGACCGAAGUAGACGUUGAAACAACAUCGUCUACAGCCUCGACGCAAUCUACGAGCACUACUCUGACUCCGACUACCACUACCACUACGACAACAAUCACUUCAGCUACAGAAACUACGACAACAACCACUUCAACUACACCAACUACGACAACAACGACUUCAACUACACCAACUACGACAACAACGACUUCAACUACACCAACUACGACAACAACCACUCCAACCACUGGGAUGACUCAGGAAAUGCGAGACAAAAUUAUUCAGAUGAUAAACUAUCGCAGGUCGCAACUGGCAAAGGGGCUCGUUAGAAAUGGAAUCGCAGGAAAUCCAAAUUGCGCCCAAGCUACAAAUAUGUACCAGAUGAGAUACGAUAUGACAUUAGAAGCAGAAGCGCAAGCGGUUGCUGACACUUGCCAGGACAUCGCAUCCGGGGUGGCAACAACUUCUGGUCAAAAUGCUUACGUUAUGUCAACCGUAACAUUACCGCUAUAUGAUGUGCUUGUGGAGACGCAAAAAGUGUGGUGGUCACAAAUAACCAAAAAUGGCAUAAAUGCUCAAAUGCACUAUACACAGUUUCUGGAAACAAAACCGCUGUCUCCUAGCGCAUUCACUCAGAUGGCCUGGGCUAGAUCCUACAAAGUCGGUUGCGGUAUAAAACGCUGCAGUUUCGGCACUAGUGUCGUCUGCCGUUAUGGCCCACGCGGCAACAUCAUCGGCGAGUACAUCUACAACACUGGCAGUACCUGCGCUUCCUGCAGCUAUUCAUGCUCAGAUGGGCUUUGUCCAGCACCAGCGAAUUAACAAAUUUUGACGACUGCAAUAAUCUUCUAUUGAAAUAAAGUUUCAAAAGCAACUGGA